This is a messenger RNA of Coregonus sp. 'balchen', 8620 nucleotides long. The record is from the annotation of a GenBank genome assembly. Lineage: Eukaryota; Metazoa; Chordata; Actinopteri; Salmoniformes; Salmonidae.
AUGUACACUCGUUCACUACUUCCCACCAAUCGAAAAAGCAUUCGAUUGGUGGAGGCAUGUGAUAGUGGGAGUUUCCACCAUAUUUCUUAUACCAGUCAUUUCCUUUCAGUGAAGGGACGUGAACAAGUGCACACUUGGGAGGAAGGAGAGAUAAUUGGGAGGUAGCCAUGAUGGUAACAUUUUGUGAAUCUGAUACCAUGUUAGACCUGUUUAUCUGAUGGGCUCUCAGAUUUUGUUUCUCCCCUCUUCCUCUCUCCUCAGGAAUACAUGGAAGACCAGAAAUACCGGGAUGAGGAGGACCUCCCAGAAAAACUAGAUUCCUUUAAAAGUAAGUCAUUCUGCCAGGAAAGACCUACCCGGCCUGGAAUAUCUGAUGUAUCACUGUCCCAAUUUAGGUCUGAAUCACAGAGGGGUGUGAGUAAGUUGUGUCUGUGGGUUGCCUGUGGGAGUGUGUACCAUAUGUCAAUGUGUUUAUGUGCUGCCAUCUCAUUACUGUGUAAGUGUGGUUACGUGUGGGAUUGCAUGGUGUUUCAUUCCAUAUCUACUUGAAAAUGCAAACUAACCACAUGAUAAUGUAGUCGGUUAUUGUUCAUCUUUUAAUUUUGUGUCUGUUUUUUAGUGUGCGUCUGUCUGUUCUGUCCUGAUUUCUAAGUGCGUUGUGAGGCCAGGUGGGUCCACAGCGGUCCAGACAGCAGGAAUGUGGCUGCUCCUCCUCUCCUCUGGCUAUUGUUGUAAUUCUAGGGCUCUGGGGGAACAUGUGGUUUUAGAGAUUAUAUUAACAUCUGAAACCAGGACCAGAUGAACUACUACAGGGCUCUACAGGACCAGAUGAACUACUACAUUUUUCAAUUUAGGCACACAUGUGCUCCUUGUACAAAAGGUCAGCGUAGAGCCCUGUACCAUAUCACAGCAUUGAGACUGAGGCUUACCUCAGACUCCCCCAGAUUCCUGCCAUAUUACUGUCUACAAUAAGUGUGUGUGUGUUCAGGGUUCUCCCCGAAUAAUUUUAAAGGGGUGCUGCACAACCUUGUGAACUGGCUGCACCACAAAACAAAAAUGUGUGUGUGUGUGUGUGUGUGUAUAUAUAUAUAUAUAUAUAUAUAUAUAUAUAUAUAUAUAUAUAUAUAUAUAUAUAUAUAUACAGUGGGGAGAACAAGUAUUUGAUACACUGCCGAUUUUGCAGGUUUUCCUACUUACAAAGCAUGUAGAGGUCUGUAAUUUUUAUCAUAGGUACACUUCAACUGUGAGAGAUGGAAUCUAAAAUAGAAAUCCAGAAAAUCGCAUUGUAUGAUUUUAAAGUAAUUAAUCUGCAUUUUAUUGCAUGACAUAAGUAUUUGAUCACCUACCAACCAGUAAGAAUUCCGGCUUUCACAGACCUGUUAGUUUUUCUAUAAGAAGCCCUCCUGUUCUCCACUCAUUACCUGUAUUAACUGCACCUGUUUUGAACUCUUUACCUUUAUAAAAGACACCUGUCCACACACUCAAUCAAACAGAAUCCAACCUCUCCACAAUGGCCAAGACCAGAGAGCUGUGUAAGGACAUCAGGGAUAAAAUUGUAGACCUGCACAAGGCUGGGAUGGGCUACAGGACAAUAGGCAAGCAGCUUGGUGAGAAGGCAACAACUGUUGGCGCAAUUAUUAGAACAUGGAAGAAGUUCAAGAUGACGGUCAAUCACCCUCGGUCUGGGGCUCCAUGCAAGAUCUCACCUCGUGGGGCAUCAAUGAUCAUGAGGAAGGUGAGGGAUCAGCCCAGAACUACACGGCAGGACCUGGUCAAUGACCUGAAGAGAGCUGGGACCACAGUCUCAAAGAAAACCAUUAGUAACACACUACGCCGUCAUGGAUUAAAAUCCUGCAGCGCACGCAAGGUCCCCCUGCUCAAGCCAGCGCAUGUCCAGGCCCGUCUGAAGUUUGCCAGUGACCAUCUGGAUGAUCCAGAGGAGGAAUGGGAGAAGGUCAUGUGGUCUGAUGAGACAAAAAUAUAGCUUUUUGGUCUAAACUCCACUCACCGUGUUUGGAGGAAGAAGAAGGAUGAGUACAACCCCAAGAACACCAUCCCAACCGUGAAGCACGGAGGUGGAAACAUCAUUCUUUGGGGAUGCUUUUCUGCAAAGGGGACAGGACGACUGCACCGUAUUGAGGGGAGGAUGGAUGGGGCCAUGUAUCGCGAGAUCUUGGCCAACAACCUCCUUCCCUCAGUAAGAGCAUUGAAGAUGGGUCGUGGCUGGGUCUUCCAGCAUGACAACGACCCGAAACACACAGCCAGGGCAACUAAGGAGUGGCUCUGUAAGAAACAUCUCAAGGUCCUGGAGUGGCCUAGCCAGUCUCCAGACCUAAACCCAAUAGAAAAAUCUUUGGAGGGAGCUGAAAGUCCGUAUUGCCCAGCGACAGCCCCGAAACCUGAAGGAUCUGGAGAAGGUAUGUAUGGAGGAGUGGGCCAAAAUCCCUGCUGCAGUGUGUGCAAACCUGGUCAAGACCUACAGGAAAUGUAUGAUCUCUGUAAUUGCACACAAAGGUUUCUGUACCAAAUAUUAAGUUCUGCUUUUCUGAUGUAUCAAAAUACUUAUGUCAUGCAAUAAAAUGCAAAUUAAUUACUUAAAAAUCAUACAAUGUGAUUUUCUGGAUUUUUGUUUUAGAUUCCGUCUCUCACAGUUGAAGUGUACCUAUGAUAAAAAUUACAGACCUCUACAUGCUUUGUAAGUAGGAAAACCUGCAAAAUCGGCAGUGUAUCAAAUACUUGUUCUCCCCACUGUAUAUAUACACUGCUCAAAAAAAUAAAGGGAACACUUAAACAACACAAUGUAACUCCAAGUCAAUCACACUUCUGUGAAAUCAAACUGUCCACUUAGGAAGCAACACUGAUUGACAAUAAAUUUCACAUGCUGUUGUGCAAAUGGAAUAGACAACAGGUGGAAAUUAUAGGCAAUUAGCAAGACACCCCCAAUAAAGAAGUGGUUCUGCAGGUGGUGACCACAGACCACUUCUCAGUUCCUAUGCUUCCUGGCUGAUGUUUUGGUCACUUUUGAAUGCUGGCGGUGCUUUCACUCUAGUGGUAGCAUGAGACGGAGUCUACAACCCACACAAGUGGCUCAGGUAGUGCAGCUCAUCCAGGAUGGCACAUCAAUGCUUGCUGUGGCAAGAAGGUUUGCUUUGUCUGUCAGCGUAGUGUCCAGAGCAUGGAGGCGCUACCAGGAGACAGGCCAGUACAUCAGGAGACGUGGAGGAGGCUGUAGGAGGGCAACAACCCAGCAGCAGGACCGCUACCUCUGCCUUUGUGCAAGGAGGAGCAGGAGGAGCACUGCCAGAGCCCUGCAAAAUGACCUCCAGCAGGCCACAAAUGUGCAUGUGUCUGCUCAAACGGUCAGAAACAGACUCCAUGAGGGUGGUAUGAGGGCCCGACGUCCACAGGAGGGGGUUGUGCUUACAGCCCAACACCGUGCAGGACGUUUGGCAUUUGCCAGAGAACACCAAGAUUGGCAAAUUCGCCACUGGCGCCCUGUGCUCACAGAUGAAAGCAGGUUCACACUGAGCACAUGUGACAGACGUGACAGAGUCUGGAGACGCCUUGGAGAACGUUCUGCUGCCUGCAACAUCCUCCAGCAUGACCGGUUUGGCGGUGGGUCAGUCAUGGUGUGGGGUGGCAUUUCUUUGGGGGGCCGCACAGCCCUCCAUGUGCUCGCCAGAGGUAGCCUGACUGCCAUUAGGUACCGAGAUGAGAUCCUCAGACCCCUUGUGAGACCAUAUGCUGGUGCGGUUGGCCCUGGGUUCCUCCUAAUGCAAGACAAUGCUAGACCUCAUGUGGCUGGAGUGUGUCAGCAGUUCCUGCAAGAGGAAGGCAUUGAUGCUAUGGACUGGCCCGCCCGUUCCCCAGACCUGAAUCCAAUUGAGCACAUCUGGGACAUCAUGUCUCGCUCCAUCCACCAACGCCACGUUGCACCACAGACUGUCCAGGAGUUGGCGGAUGCUUUAGUCCAGGUCUGGGAGGAGAUCCCUCAGGAGACCAUCGGCCACCUCAUCAGGAGCAUGCCCAGGCGUUGUAGGGAGGUCAUACAGGCACGUGGAGGCCACACACACUACUGAGCCUCAUUUUGACUUGUUUUAAGGACAUUACAUCAAAGUUGGAUCAGCCUGUAGUGUGGUUUUCCACUUUAAUUUUGAGGGUGACUCCAAAUCCAGACCUCCAUGGGUUGAUACAUUUGAUUUCCAUUGAUAGUUUUUGUGUGAUUUUGUUGUCAGCACAUUCAACUAUGUAAAGGAAAAAGUAUUUAAAAAUAUUAUUUCAUUCAUUCAGAUCUAGGAUGUGUUGUUUAAGUGUUCCCUUUAUUUUUUUGAGCAGUGUAUAUAAAUAUAUAUAUAUAUAUAUAUAUAUAUAUAUAUAUAUAUAUAUACAGUACCAGUCAAAAGUUUGGACACACCUACUCAUUCAAGGGUUUUUCUUUAUUUUUACUAUUUUCUACAUUGUAGAAUAAUAGUGAAGACAUCAAAACUAUGAAAUAACACAUAUGGAAUCAUGUAGUAACCAAAAAAGUGUUAAACAAAUCAAAAAAUAUUUUAUAUUUGAGAUUCUUCAAAUAGCCACCCUUUGCCUUGAUGACAGCUUUGCACACUCUUGGCAUUCUCUCAACCAGCUUCACCUGGAAUGCUUUUCCAACAGUUUUGAAGGAGUUCCCACAUAUGCUGAGCACUUGUUGGCUGCUUUUCCUUCACUCUGCCGUCCAACUCAUCCCAAACCAUCUCAACUGGGUUGAUGUCGGGGAUUGUGAAGGCCAGGUCAUCUGAUGCAGCAUUCCAUCACUCUCCUUCUUGGUAAAAUAGCCCUUACACAGCCUGGAAGUGUGUUGGGUUAUUGUCCUGUUGAAAAACAAAUUAUAUUCCCACUAAGCCCAAACCAGAUGGGAUGGCGUGUCGCUGCAGAAUUCUGUGGUACCCAUGCUGGUUAAGUGUGCCUUGAAUUCUAAAUUAAUCACAGACAGUGUCACCAACAAAGCACCCCCACACCAUCACCUCCUCCUCCAUGCUUUACGGUGGGAACUACACAUGCGGCAAUCAUCCGUUCACCCACACCGCAUCUUACAAAGACAUGGCGGUUGGAACCAAAAAUCUCAUUUUUGGUCUCCAGACCAAAGGACAGAUUAUUCUACAAUGUAGAAAAUAGUAAAAAAUAAAGAAAAACCCUUGAAUGAGUAGGUGUGUCCAAACUUUUGACUUGUACUGUAUAUAUGUACAGUGCAUUCGGAAAGUAUAUUGACCCCUUGACUUUUUCCACGUUUUGUUACGUUACAGCCUUAUUCUAAUGGAUUACAUUGGGUUUUUUUUCCUUCAUCAAUCUACACACAAUACCCCAUAAUGACAAAGUGAAAACAGGUUUUUAGAAAUCUUUGAAAAUUUAUAAAACAUUUAAAACAAAUACCUUAUUUACAUAAUUAUUCAGACCCUUUGAAAUUGAGCUCAGGUUCAUCCUGUUUCCAUUGAUCAUCCUUGAGAUGUCUCUACAAGUUGAUUGGAGUCCACCUGUGGUAAAUGUAAUUGAUUGGACAAGAUUUGGAAAGGUACACACCUGUCUAUAUAAGGUCCCACAGUUGACAGUGCAUGUCAGAGCAAAAACCAAGCAAUGAGGUCGAAGGAAUUGUCCGUAGAGCUCUGAGACAGGAUUGUGUCUAGGCACAGAUCUGGGGAAGGGUAGCAAGAAAUGUCUGCAGCAUUGAAGGUCCCCAAGAACACAGUGGCCUCCAUCAUUCUUAAAUGAAAGAAGUUUGGAACCACCAAGACUCUUCCUAGAGCUGGCCGCCCGGCCAAACUGAGCAAUCGGGGAAGAAGGGCCUUGGUCAGGGAGGUGACCAAGAACCCGAUGGUCACUCUGACAGAGCUCCAGAGUUCCUCUGUGGAGAUGGGAGAACCUUCCAGAAGGACAACCAUCUCUGCAGCACUCCACCAAUCAGGCCUUUAUGGUAGAGUGGCCAGACGGAAGCCACUCCUCAGUAAAAGGCACAGGACAGCUCGCUUGGAGUUUGCCAAAAGUCACCUAAAGGACUCUCAGACCAUGAGAAACAAGAUUCUCGGGUCUGAUGAAACCAAGAUUGAACUCUUUGGCCUGAAUGCCAAGCGUCACGUCAGGAGGAAACCUGGCACCAUCCCUACGGUGAAGCAUGGUGGUGGCAGCAUCAUGUUGUGGGGAUGUUUUUCAGCGGCAGGGACUGGGAGACUAGUCAGGAUCGAGGGAAAGAUGAACGAAGCAAAGUACAGAGAUCCUUGAUGAAAACCUGCACCAGAGCGCUCAGGACCAGCGACGCUCCUCAUCCAAACUGAGAGAGCUUGAGAGGAUCUGCAGAGAAGAAUGGGAGAAACUCCCCAAAUACAGGUGUGCCAAGCUUAUAGCGUCAUACCCAAGAAGGCUGUAAUUGCUGCCAAAGGUGCUUCAACAAAGUACUGAGUAAGGGGUCUGAAUACUUAUGUAAAUGUUUUUCAGUUUUGUUAUUGAUACAUUUGCAAACUAUUUUUGCUUUGUCAUUAUGGGGUAUUUUGUGCAGAUUGAUGUGGAAAAAAACAUUUUAAUUCAACUUUAUUUUGUUAUCAUUUAAGGCCAGGCACCACACCCUAAUAUAUUAUUAUUUGCUCUAGAUUGCAGGGAAUGGCAGUUACAGGUGUUCAAAAACGAGUCCAAAGGGGGUCACUCUUCCUGAGGAGAACCCUGGUGUGUGUGUGUCAUCAUUCAAGGACAGGUCUGAAAGUAUGAGAGUUGCAGUAGUGCUCUGUGUGUGUGUUUUACAUGUAAGUCCUAAGAUUAUAAACAUAGGCAUAUAGCAGAGGAGGCUGGCGGGAUGAGCUAUAGGAGGACAGGCUCAUUGUAAUGGCUGGAAUGGAAUGAUUGGAAUGGUACCAAACACAUCAAGCACAUUGAAACAACAUGUUUGACUCCGUUCCAUUGACUCCAUUCCAGCCAUUAUGAUGAGCCUGUCCUCCUUUAGCUCCUCCCACAAGCCUUAUCUGGCCAAUAGGAGAACUAUAUAGAGCCCUGGUGCUGUAUGUAUUUCUCAUACAGCAAAUGUUUGAAGGUAUUGUUCCCAUUCGAGAGCGGGCGAGAAUUAGUAAAGAGCAAGGACACAAGACGUUAUUGUUUUGGGAAAGAAUGACAGGAGUCUCUCAUGUAGCAUCCCACUCUGUCUCAGCUGAGGCCUCAAUCCAACAGCCCCACGCCCCAGAGGCUCCAGGGGUUGAUGCGUGUAUCACACAAAUAUGUCUGUCAGAGCAAACUCCUGACCAUGGAGAGAAGAGAGAGAGAGAAGGAGAGAGUGAGACAAUGUGUGAUUGUCAGUCCUUGCCCUUUAUGCUCACAGCAAAGACGGAUGGAUGGUUGAUUGACAGAGCGCUUCAGGAGAAGAGGCCCACUCACAAAGCAGUGUGUAGGUAGCAGGCGGGAACAGGAGAGGGGCCCUCUCCUUAGAGUUCACAAACAGGGUCAGCAUUGUCCCACAACUUCACCCUCACCCCCCCCACACACACGGUGACAGAGUUCCACAACUCAAGGCCUCACACACAAACACAGAGGCUCCAUUGUGACAGGGGAAACAGCUAGGCCUAAUCCAGAAAUCUGACUAAUUACAGAGUACCAGAGAGAGAGAGAGAGAGUUCCAGAGAGAGAGAGAGAGAGUUCCAGAGAGAGUUCCAGAGAGAGAGAGAGAGAGAGAGAGAGAGAGAGAGAGAGAGAGAGAGAGAGGUUUUUAUCUCCACAACAAGACUUUCGUGAAGGAUCUGAACUACAUCAUAACAGUAUUGCCCAAACUGUAGGUCAAAUGAGAGGAUCUGUUCAUUGCCAUUAGGCCAGGACCAUCUUUUUUCCUCGCUGCCCUGUCUGACCCUAGCCUGCCAAUGCGAGACACACCUGCUAUGACCAGCUGUCUGUGGGUGUGUUAAGCAACGUUUUUUUUUUCUACUCUCUCCCUAAUGCGUUCUGUUCGUGUGUGUUAUUAAAGGGCCCUUACCUUUGUUAGGUGUUCCAUUGAGGCACCUCAACCCUCCUUAUUUAGUCUUCUGUGUGUUAACCAUGCAAGCUAACCAUGCAGUUUUGUGUUGAUUUGUUUUGCAGACAAAUAUGCAGAGUUUGACCUGAAUGACCAGGGAGAGAUUGGUGAGUAGUGGAAACGGCAAGCAGCCAGGUGCUCAACAGUGAUAUCCAACUACAGUGCUUUGUGUGUGUAAUCACUGAGCAGUAGUCAAGACCUCCGUGUGUUGUGGGUAUGGGAUGAACCAGAGGUCAAUGAGGGCUUCAUGUGUCGCUAUUGUGUCUCACUAGAAAGGUGAUACUGUAUUUGGCCUACUGGCCUUGAAAACAGGUGUCAGAUAAGCGUGCGUUUGGCUGCUUGUGUGAGUGUGUUUGCCAGGUGUUGUGUGUGUGUGUGUGUGUGUGUUGUGUGUGUGUGUUAACCAUUCUCCUCCUGUGUGGGUGUCUCCCUGCAGAUAUGAUGGGGAUGAAGCGGAUGAUGGAGAAGCUGGGUGUUCCUAAGACCCACCUGGAGAUGAAGAAGAUGAUCUCCGAGGUGACCGAAGGCAACAGCGACAGCAUCAACUACAGAGACUUCGUCAAGAUGAUGCUGGGCAAGCGCUCGGCCGUCCUCAAACUGUGA